Molecule: messenger RNA, 2347 nt
Organism: Cuscuta campestris
Lineage: Eukaryota; Viridiplantae; Streptophyta; Magnoliopsida; Solanales; Convolvulaceae
Source: the annotation of a GenBank genome assembly
UUUGGGUAUUAAAAGUUGUCUAUAUCCGCCCUUUUUAAAGGGCGGGCUGAGCGGGCAAACGGGCCGAUCCUUGUGCUGGGUCAAAUUGUGGCCUAUAGGCUGCAUUAUUUAUCUAAUAAUUUUCUGCAAUUCCACUAUAAUUUAGUAUUGGAAAAAAAGUGGAGGGAAAAGUGGGGGAAACAGGGAACACGAUGAGACGCAGCCACCAAAUCGUCAGUUCCUCCUCCGACGAAGAAGAAGAAGCAGUAGAAUCGGUUCCGCGGCCUCGACAACCACCGCCGCAAGUCGAGGAAGAAGACGACUCAACCACCGCCACUCUCAAUUUCCAAACCGUAUCCCUCAAUUCCACCGCCCCUCCCUCGGCACAAGUAGCCGCCGACUGCGCAGUUGGCCGCGUAUUGCAGGAUAUGGGUCUCCGGUUGAGGGCGGAAUGGCUGCAGUCCUGCAUUGGCCAACUAGAAGCCUCCGUCUCUGGUUUCUCGGCCUUCGAUUCCUCAUCCAAGGCCAAGCUGUGCUUUAAGCAGUUCCUCUACUCGGACAUGAACUUCUCAGGUGCAGGGGGAUUGCCUCCGAAUGUGCACACUUUGCAAUCAGUUGAUCUUAAAGGCCCAUUUGUGCUUCAGGUGGAUGAGAUAAUUAAUAUCAGCUGUCCUCUAAGAGGGAGGUACCAGGAAGCACCAGCUGGAAUUAAGAGAUGUCUCAAAUUAUCAAUGACAGAUGGUAUCCAGCGUGUGUUUGGUAUGGAGUACAGGCCUCUAAAGGGACUUAAUGCCAUGGCUCCUGCUGGGAUUAAGGUUUCCAUAUGCAAUGUCAGUGUAAGGCAUGGACUCCUCUUGCUGGUUCCUGAAGUUUUUGAAAUUUUGGGAGGUAUGGUUGAUGAGUUGGAGGGAGCUCGCCAGAGACUUGUUGUUGAAGCAAACAAGCCACCAAGGGGAAAGAGAACAAGAAAUGGAGAUGCUCCUCCUUUAGCAACUAGAUCAACUCUUGCUGCAUGGCCUCAAGAAAGCGCUACUGCUUCAGAAUGCCCUGAUACUUCUAGAUCACGUGAUCAAACUACCCAGUUUCAAGGGCAAGGAGCCUUAUCUGGUAUGUGCACAAGUAAUAGGCAUGGAGCUGUCACAACUCCCAUCAGAAGGGAAGAGGCCGAAACUGACUGUUCAUUUGUGGAGGCUAUGGAUGUGUCUGUUAUCCCUGCCAGCACUAGGGUUGGGAACUUUGCUUCUCGUAGUAGGAUGGAAGUGGCUGACAUUGGUGUUUUACCCAUGGAGGAUUUGAAUGCAUCUGGUACAAACACCAUUAGUAGGGUAAGGGAUGCUGCAGGUCCGACGAGGAGGGAAAGUACCGAUACUAACCUUUCAGCUAUGGAUGUUGAGGAAAACCAUAUGCUGGAUGUAGAAAUAAUGUCAAGGGUCCCUUCCACCACCAGCAUAAGAGAAGACACAUCAGCUUAUGUUUGUACUGGAAGUGCUGCACCUACUUCUCUGCAUGAUGGAGCUAUGGAUGCUGAUGGAAUUCAUUCCUUUGAUGCAAGAUUAGGGUCAGAGUCUCUUGCACAGAGCAGAACUCAAGAUAAUGUUCCAAUUCAUAUCACAACUGUUGACUCUGAUUCAGAUGCACUACCUACUGCAUCUAUAGAGCAAGAAAUACAUGUGUUUGAUGAGCUGGAUCACCCUUUUGUGCUUAGUGGAGACAAGGAAAGUCCUUUUACUUACCUGGCCAGCUUGUCUGCUAAGUUGGCAGGUACUACUGACAAAACUUCUUGUGUCAAAGGAAAAAUCAAGUGCUUUCUUACCGGCGUGAAGGGAUUUCAAUUUAAAAAUAGGAGCACAUAUGAGCUUAGAGUUUUUGUUGAUGAUGGAAGCCUCAUCUCUGAGAUACUUAUCGAUCACAGUGUUGUGCAUAAAGAAGUAGGCUACACUCCUGCGGAAGUAACUAAUGCUCUUGCUUCGUCAGAUCAAAACCAAGCACUCAAUAUGAAGAAAACGAUGAAUCUAUUCCAGAGAUUCCUUGUGAAUUUUGAGGGAACAAUGGUUGUAGAGAUAAGGGAAGACAGUCCAGUCCCAAUUGCCACAGAAAUGAACCAGGGCUGUCCUGCCUCUGAUGCUUGGCUCCUUCUUAGGCGCCUUUCUUCAUCUCCUCUGCCAUUUCAACAGUCCACUGAUCACAACCUAAGCCCUAUUGAUUUAUCUCCCUAGUUUGUGUUCAUGUGGGUACUACUUACUUGAGGUUUGAAGAAAAGGUAUGGGAGAAGUUAUUUUUUUUUUGUCUAAAAUAUAAUAUCAGCAGUAAAUUAUUAUAAACCCAAUGUUCAUUUAGUUUUAGUGGUUCAAGUUAUUAUGAACCCAAU